Syngnathoides biaculeatus (alligator pipefish) is the source of this 3061-nucleotide messenger RNA. It is a transcript of the gene angel2, whose product is annotated as angel homolog 2 (Drosophila). Bases 571 to 2331 code for a protein of 586 amino acids. Gene Ontology annotation, molecular function: 3'-5'-RNA exonuclease activity; mRNA 3'-UTR binding. The transcript has 9 exons. Gene Ontology annotation, biological process: 3'-UTR-mediated mRNA stabilization. The record is from RefSeq and is a predicted model, not a curated record. Lineage: Eukaryota; Metazoa; Chordata; Actinopteri; Syngnathiformes; Syngnathidae.
GGAACAAAAAUUAGUUUGACACCCCUUGCUAAAACUAAUACUUUAAUGACCUCCUGCAAUGACACCUUUAUUUUCCAUUUUCAUUGUUAUUUGAAUAGUCCCAGGGUUAGGAAAUAGAAAAAUGGCCUGAGCUGAGAUCUGAACCUCAAAUGUGAAACUGUCAGGUACACUAACCACUCGACCACUGUGCUGUUACGCUAAUCUAACGUUAUUCAAUAUGGUAGACACAAACUAUAGUUCAGAAAUAGUUUGAUGCAGUUCAAUCGGGACACACACAUUAAUGAUCGUGUUGUAAAAUGACUGGCUCUCUGCCAGUGUCAAUCAAAACAAUAACCAUACUAGAAACCUUUCCUCGGUACGUCAUGUGUGAUUCACCAAAAUAAUUUGCAUGAAGGCAAGUACGGAAAUUAGUCUGGAGGUGAGUCCGACAAGAUCCACCGAAUGGAAAACAUAGCACUAAUAUGAAUCAUAGGCAACGCGAACACGUCUCAGUGGCAAAGCUGACACGAUCCUUCGUAACGGUGUCGUGUUCCCUUGCUGCUAGCCGCCAGACUCAAGUCCGCGCGCGACAUGUUUCUUCGCCACUUGAGCAGUGUGGCCACCAGCCUCUUUCCCCAACAUCUCAUCGUCUGCCGACUUGGCCUCGUCUGCUUCACCCCCGUCCCCGUUCUGACCUCUCCUUCCCGGCUUCCCGCCCCCACUAGGACCAGUCCUUGCCGGCUGUUCACCUCCACCGGUGUCAUGAUGGAGCACAGCGAUCGAGAGCCUCCUCACAAACGCAUGAAGAACGCUGAAGGAAAGAGGAGCGUAAAACAUGGGGACGCAAACAGAGGAGGAGGGGAGAAGUCAAACCGAGGAUGCACCGGGUCGGAAUUUCGCGCGAGGGAUGCAAAUCAACCUGGGAGAAGUCAGAGCAGAGAUGUAGAGAGCGGCACCGCACCGUCACAGCGCUGCGGGUUCAAACCCGAGCGGCGGACCGCGGAUGAGGAGACAUCGGGAGGCCGGCCGAGCGGCUUCCUCCCUCAGGCCGAAACUUCCUCCGAGGUAGCGGGUGGGGAGCCUCCUCCGCCGGGAAUGGAGUCGGCUGUUGAUCAAGCGCCGAUGCUGGGUCAGGAGAGGCAGCUUGACAGACGCUGGGAGAUGUCACCAGCCUGCAGUGCCGCGGCGCCGCCACUCGGGGGCGGCAGAGCAUUUGACUUUUCGGUGAUGUCGUACAACAUCCUGUCCCAGGAGCUGCUUCACGCCAACUCGUUCUUGUACCGACACUGCUCGGCUGCGGCGCUGGCCUGGUCGCACCGGCUCCCCAACCUGCUGGUCGAGCUGCGCAAGUACGACGCCGAUGUGCUCUGUCUUCAGGAGGUCCAGGAGGACCACUUUGAAAACCAGAUCAAACCGGCUCUACAGGCACGAGGUUACGAGUGCGUGUACAAGAAGCGCACGGGGAAGAAACCAGACGGUUGCGUCGUGGCGUUCAAGACGUCGCGCCUCCGUCUGCUUUCUUCCAAUCCCGUCGAGUUCUUCCGGCCGGGCGACGCCCUCCUGGACCGCGACAACGUGGGAUUGGUCGUCCUGCUGCGGCCCAAAGACGCCGCCGCGUCGUCCGGGUUCGUGUGCGUGGCCAACACGCACCUGCUGUACAACCCGCGGCGAGGCGACGUCAAGCUGGCCCAGCUGGCCAUCCUUUUGGCCGAGAUCAGCCAUUCGUCCCGCCCCUCGAACGGCUCCCGAAACCCGGUGGUUCUGUGCGGAGACUUCAACUCCACGCCUUCCAGUCCGCUGGUCGCUUUCCUCAUGGCGGGACGCCUCCAGUACCGAAACCUUCCCAUCAGCAUGGUUUCGGGUCAGGAGUACGGCUCCCGCGGUCAGCGCCUCUUGGACAAUCCCAUCUGGUCUCCCACGUUAGGCAUCAACCGGCAGUGCCAGUACGAGAGCGGCUCCGCCUCCGCCGCGUCCUCGUCGCCAUCCUCUGCCCCUGUUGAACAAGAAAUCGAUCCUCUAUCGGUCAAAGACAUCGCCAAGCGAGCGGCCGCCAAAGACGCUUCGAAAAGUUGGAGUCUGGAGCACGACCUGACGCUGCGCUCGUCAUACACUCCUUGGCUGAUGCCCGACGGCCGCGCCGCCAUCACGACGUGCCACUCGCGCUGCGCCAUGAUGGUGGACUACAUCCUGUACACGCCGCUCGAGUCACUUCCUGGUGGGCGGGGCCUCGAGCUGCUGGGCCGGCUGUCAUUGGUGGGCCAGCCGGAGUUGGAGCAAGUCGGCGGUCUGCCCAACUUGCGCCAUCCGUCGGACCACCUCCCGCUGCUCGCUCGCUUCCGGUGGCACUCGUGAGUGAGGCCGAGGACUUCUCGUUACGGUUUGUUAGCAGGAUUUUUGCAACAACAAAAAAAAGGCAAUUUCUGGGACUGCUGUUAUAAAAGUAAUUUUUCUACCUUUGUCGGACAAUAAUCUAAUAAUAAUAAUUCAUCUAAAAUAUGUCACUUUCAGUUUUUUAUAUUUGCGUUUUUGCAAAGGAAUACCUCAUUACUUUUUUAUUUUUUUUGUAAAUUUGUCAGAAAUUACAUUGUAAAAAAAUGUACACUGCAAUGCAUCAUGGGACGAAACGUGGAUCCAAACUUGAAGGAUUUUAACACCCCCCCACAUCAGGAGGAUUGUAAACUGCUGACAUGCGGUGUGGCUCCUACUUCCUGAUCUCUAAGCUCAUGCACACAUGAAAUAUUAAGGAUUAUUUCUACAAAUCUGCUUCCUCUGCACACACACACACUCGAGGCAGUAAAGCAGAUUAUCAGGUGUCAAGCUGUGCACGCGUGAUGAAUCCGCGUCCUUCGGCUUUCUCCUUCAAACCCCUUUCAGAGACGUUUAAAAUGAUAUUUUUUGAAUACGUUGAUGAUUGCAAUUCAGCUGCAAUUCGAAAUCAGUUAAAGAUGUAGAAUUUUUGUACUUAAGAAAAUCUAAAUGUACUGUAAAUAUGCAUGUAAAAUGUAAUGUAAAUAGUAUUGUACUGUUUUAAAUUUUAAACAUGACUUGAAAAAAAUACAAAAAUUAAAAUGCAUCCACAAGU